This is a messenger RNA of Pogonomyrmex barbatus (red harvester ant), 1042 nucleotides long. It is a transcript of the gene mRpS17, whose product is annotated as mitochondrial ribosomal protein S17. The record is from RefSeq and is a predicted model, not a curated record. Gene Ontology annotation, cellular component: ribosome; mitochondrial small ribosomal subunit. Gene Ontology annotation, molecular function: structural constituent of ribosome. Gene Ontology annotation, biological process: mitochondrial translation. NCBI's taxonomy places the organism in Eukaryota, Metazoa, Arthropoda, Insecta, Hymenoptera, Formicidae.
UCUAUUACGUAAUCACAUAAUUUCCUAACCGCAUUAGUUCAUCACGUUGCAAGUCUACCUAACAGACAGCGUAUGGAUCUGUUCGCUUCAGUAGCUUAUGCAUGUAACGUGCAGCAAUCGAAGGGUUAAAUGUAAUUUACCUUCGAUGGAAACCUAGAGGAAACUUUACAGUACGUUCACGUAGUCGUGUGAUGUGUCGCGGAUAAUGCACGGAUGCGUAGUGGUUCUCAAGAUACAGAUACGAGUAACAAAGUGGCAAUUACAUUGAUAGUUUGUCAAGAAAAUCGCUUUAUCUUCGUAAAACACGAUCCAACAAAUAUUUUAUUUCGUAUCUUUUAUAAAUACACAUGUGAACACAACACCUGCUACAUUAUUGAAUCGAAGGAAGCGCUUAAUUAAACCCACCGUCGUGGAAAACUAAAGUUGCUGUGUUAGUAAUUGGAUAUUAAUUAUUAUCUCGGAACUCCUUAGCUUCGCGGAUAUACUGUAUAGCUGAUGGCCGCGAGAGCAGCGGGCAGGACCGCAUUGCGAUAUUUUCUGGGAACAUGUGUGCCUUCAUCAAAACAAAACGCCGCUAAAGUGAAAGUAUCGAGAUUGGCAUUUGAUGAUCACAUUCAUAUGUACUUCAAGGAGCAUGAUUUCGUUUAUGCCAAUGAUCCGAACAGACUGUGUAAAACUGGUGAUGUAAUUUUGAUAAAAACGUUACCAAAGAAAUUAACGCGUCUAAUCACGCAUGAGGUCGUCGAAGUGAUAUAUCCUCUAGGCGAUAUAGUAGACCCAGUUACAGGAAAAGAAGUUAUCGCUACCAAAUAUAGGGAGGAUACAGAGGAAGCGAACAAAUUAUAUGGCAAAGGAGAUUCAUCCUUUGAUUACUCAAAAGCACCACGAAGAGGGAGACUAGAAGGAAUACGAGACUUUACUCAUAAAAAAAUAAAAUACUAUGAAGAUUCUAAUGAUCCGCAAUCAGAUAUCGUAUAGAACAUUGUUCAAAAGCAUAAUAAUAUAAAUUAUAAAUAUGCAAUAGAAAUAUGCUACAGAUGUA